Molecule: messenger RNA, 1455 nt
Organism: Aspergillus lentulus
Lineage: Eukaryota; Fungi; Ascomycota; Eurotiomycetes; Eurotiales; Aspergillaceae
Product: putative pyruvate dehydrogenase complex, dihydrolipoamide acetyltransferase component
Biological process (GO): pyruvate decarboxylation to acetyl-CoA
Cellular component (GO): pyruvate dehydrogenase complex
Molecular function (GO): dihydrolipoyllysine-residue acetyltransferase activity
Source: RefSeq, a predicted model, not a curated record
AUGGUUGCCUCUGCUGUCCGAAUGCGCAUUCCCAGCGCCAUGUUGUCGAAAGGCGGCCUCUGCGUGAGGCGGCCUCAGGUUAUUCACAGAUUCAAGGACGCUGUCCAACCUCAAUUGCCUGCCUUAUCCGCCCUCUCCCGUUUCUAUGCCUCCAAGUCCUUCCCCCCUCACACCAUCAUCAGCAUGCCUGCCCUCUCGCCCACAAUGUCCGCAGGAAACAUUGGAGCUUGGCAGAAGAAGGCCGGCGAUUCCCUAUCGCCGGGUGAUGUUCUCGUGGAAAUCGAGACCGAUAAGGCACAGAUGGACUUUGAAUUCCAAGAGGAGGGUGUCUUGGCCAAGGUUCUGAAGGAGACUGGUGAGAAGGAUGUGGCUGUCGGCACUCCUAUCGCCGUCCUUGUGGAGGAAGGAACAGAUGUCGCCCCCUUUGAGAGCUUUACUCUGGAAGACGCCGGUGGUGAUAAGGGAGCUGCUCCCGCCAAGGAGAGCAAGGAGGAGCCCAAGGCUGAGGCUGCACCAGCCCCCUCGACGCCCGAGCCUGCACCCGCCGCUCAGGAACCUGAGACAUCUACUGAGAAGCUCCAGCCUAGUCUUGACCGGGAGCCCAACAUCAGCCCUGCUGCCAAGGCAUUGGCCCUGGAGAAGGGUAUUCCGAUCAAGGCUCUCAAGGGUACUGGACGCGGUGGUCAGAUCACCAAGGAAGAUGUGGAGAAGUACAAGCCUAGCGUUUCCGCCGCCGCCGCCCCUACAUAUGAAGACAUCCCUCUCACAUCUAUGCGCAAGACCAUUGCUACCCGCCUGCAGCAGUCGAUGAGAGAGAACCCUCACUUCUUCGUUUCGACCACUCUGUCCGUUACCAAGCUACUGAAGCUCCGCCAGGCUCUCAACGCUUCUGCUGAGGGCAAAUACAAGCUCUCCGUCAACGACUUCCUUGUCAAGGCUUGUGCCGCCGCUCUUCUGAAGGUUCCUGCGGUCAACUCGAGCUGGCGCGAGGAGAAUGGCCAAGUUGUCAUCCGCCAGCACAACACCGUUGAUAUUAGUGUUGCCGUUGCCACUCCUAAUGGUCUUAUUACUCCCGUUGUCAAGAACGUACAUGGUCUUGGCCUUUCCAGCAUCUCUAACCAGAUCAAGGAUCUCGGUAAGCGCGCUCGGGAGAACAAGCUCAAGCCUGAGGAGUACCAGGGUGGUACUUUUACCAUCAGCAACAUGGGCAUGAACCCUGCUAUUGAGCGGUUCACCGCUGUCAUCAACCCCCCUCAGGCUGGUAUUUUGGCCGUUGGCACCACCCGCAAGGUUGCAGUUCCGGUUGAGACUGAGGAGGGUACAUCUGUUGAGUGGGACGACCAGAUUAUCGUGACUGGCAGCUUCGACCACAAGGUUGUCGAUGGUGCUGUUGGUGCUGAAUGGAUCAAGGAACUGAAGAAGAUUGUUGAGAACCCCCUUGAGCUUCUUCUGUGA